Manis pentadactyla (Chinese pangolin) is the source of this 3840-nucleotide messenger RNA. It is a transcript of the gene ABCG4, whose product is annotated as ATP binding cassette subfamily G member 4. The record is from RefSeq and is a predicted model, not a curated record. Lineage: Eukaryota; Metazoa; Chordata; Mammalia; Pholidota; Manidae. Bases 361 to 2301 code for a protein of 646 amino acids. Gene Ontology annotation, molecular function: ABC-type transporter activity; ATP hydrolysis activity; ATP binding. Gene Ontology annotation, cellular component: plasma membrane. The transcript is spliced from 15 exons.
GGGCAGUAGCCCGCAGGAGGGCGCAGUCGCCCGGCGGGCUCGGGAGGACCCAGCGCCGAGGACGGGGUUCUGGGAACCGGGUGUGCGCAGCCGAGCCGAGUCGGGGCGCGCCCCAGCCGCGCCUCCCAACCUUGUCAUCUCUCCUCCGACCUGCGGCCCGGGCCCUCCCCUGUCGCCUGCCCAGCCCCGGCCCCGCCCCGGCCCGGGCCUCCGGGACGGGAGCCGGGACACGGGUGCGCAUCCGGAGGCAGGCAGGGAGGGCCCGGAGUCUCCGUCCCGGCCAACGGCAACGCUCAGCGUCUCGGCCGCGCAGCGGCCCGGGCGCGCGCCAAGGCCCUUCUCCUGCAGGCCGGCGGCGUGAUGGCGGAGAAGGCGCUGGAGGCAGUGGGCUGUGGAUUAGGACCUGGGGCUGUGGCCAUGGCCGUGUCGCUGGAGGACGGGGCGGAGCCCCCUAUGCUGACCACGCACCUGAAGAAGGUGGAGAACCACAUCACUGAAGCCCAGCGCUUCUCCCACCUACCCAAGCGCUCGGCUGUGGACAUCGAGUUUGUGGAGCUGUCCUAUUCAGUGCGGGAGGGGCCCUGCUGGCGCAAACGGGGUUAUAAGACCCUCCUCAAGUGCCUGUCCGGUAGGUUCUGCCGCCGGGAGCUGAUUGGCAUCAUGGGCCCCUCCGGAGCUGGCAAGUCCACAUUCAUGAACCUCUUGGCAGGAUACAGGGAGUCUGGAAUGAAGGGGCAGAUCCUGGUGAACGGGAGGCCCCGGGAACUGAGGACCUUCCGCAAGAUGUCCUGUUACAUCAUGCAGGACGACAUGCUGCUGCCCCACCUCACGGUGUUGGAAGCCAUGAUGGUCUCUGCUAACCUGAAGCUGAGUGAGAAGCAGGAGGUGAAGAAGGAGCUGGUGACGGAGAUCCUGACUGCACUGGGCCUGAUGUCCUGCUCCCACACGAGGACAGCCCUGCUCUCCGGUGGGCAGAGGAAGCGCCUGGCCAUCGCCCUGGAGCUGGUCAACAACCCGCCUGUCAUGUUCUUUGAUGAGCCCACCAGUGGUCUCGAUAGCGCCUCCUGUUUCCAAGUGGUGUCCCUCAUGAAGUCCCUGGCCCAGGGGGGCCGAACCAUCAUCUGCACCAUCCACCAGCCCAGUGCCAAGCUCUUUGAGAUGUUUGACAAGCUCUACAUCCUGAGUCAGGGUCAGUGCAUCUUCAAAGGCAUGGUCACCAACCUGAUCCCCUAUCUGAAGGGGCUCAGCUUGCACUGCCCCACCUACCACAACCCGGCUGACUUCAUCAUCGAGGUGGCCUCCGGAGAGUACGGAGACCUGAAUCCCGUGCUGUUCAGGGCUGUGCAGAAUGGGCUGUGUGCCACGGCUGACAAGAAAAGCAGCCCGGAGAAGAACGAGGUCCCCGCCCCCUGCCCCCCUUGCCCUCCGGAAGUGGAUCCCAUUGAGAGCCACACCUUUGCCACCAGCACCCUCACACAGUUCUGCAUCCUCUUCAAGAGGACCUUCUUGUCCAUCCUCAGGGACAUGGUCCUCACCCACCUGCGGUUCGUGUCCCACGUGGUGAUUGGGGUGCUCAUUGGUCUCCUCUACCUGCACAUCGGUGACGAUGCCAGCAAGGUCUUCAACAACACUGGCUGCCUCUUCUUCUCCAUGCUCUUCCUCAUGUUUGCCGCCCUUAUGCCUACUGUGCUCACCUUCCCCUUAGAGAUGGCAGUCUUCAUGAGGGAGCAUCUCAACUACUGGUACAGCCUCAAAGCUUACUACCUGGCCAAGACCAUGGCCGAUGUGCCCUUUCAGGUGGUGUGCCCGAUGGUGUACUGCAGCAUCGUGUACUGGAUGACAGGCCAGCCAGCUGAGACCAGCCGCUUCCUGCUCUUCUCAGCUCUGGCCACCGCCACGGCCUUGGUGGCCCAGUCUUUGGGGCUGCUGAUUGGAGCUGCCUCCAACUCCCUACAGGUAGCCACCUUUGUGGGCCCAGUUACCGCCAUCCCUGUCCUCUUGUUCUCGGGUUUCUUUGUCAGCUUCAAGACCAUCCCCGCGUACCUGCAGUGGAGCUCCUACCUUUCCUAUGUCAGGUAUGGCUUUGAGGGUGUGAUUCUGACCAUCUAUGGCAUGGAGCGCGGAGACCUGACCUGCUUGGAGGAGCGCUGCCCUUUUCGGGAGCCACACAGCAUCCUCCAAGCGCUGGACGUGGAGGACGCCAAGCUGUACCUGGACUUCCUGGUCCUGGGCAUCUUCUUCCUGGCCCUCCGGCUGCUGGCAUACCUUGUGCUUCGUUACCGGGUCAAGUCAGAGAGAUAGAGCCUUGCCCUGGCCCUGGUCCAGCCCCCGCAACAGGAGGCCCCCAGCCCCAGCCCUCUGGGGACUGUUUUAACCUUGCAGACUUGGGCACGGGUUGAGAGGGUGCAGCCACCCCCUCCUCUCCCGGCUCCUCCACAGACUGGCUGGCGGACUGUGCUCCCAGCCCUGGCCUUGGGAGGGGGCCUCCAGCCCUCCCUGCCAUGCCCAGGAGUCUUCCCAAGUUGAUGCGGAUUGUAGCUUCCUCCCCACUCUCUCCAACAUCUGCAUGCAAACACCGCCAGGAGGCUGCCCCCCUCCUUGCCCUGGCACCCUCCUCGGUUGUCUGCCUGGGAGGCCCAGGCUCUCCAGGCCCCACUUAACAACUGACCAAAGUGGCCCCCUCUGGGGGCUCCCCACCACACAAAUGUUUGUAAACUGGGCUGUUACAAGGUUGGGGUUCCAGGGCUGGGCCCUGGUGGGGUCCUGUGGAAGACCCCUGUGGACACUGGAACGGAGCAGGGAAGGACUCUGGAAGUCUCUUCCUCCUCCUCCCCUCUCCCCUCCCUGAGACCCUGACUGAUGUGGACAAUCUGCUGGGACAGAAGCUGGGCUUUCUGUCUGGGUAUCCCUCCCAAUCCUGGGGAUUGGAGGGGCCAGAGCCAUGGGAUGCCCCUCCCCCUCCCCAUCAUAGUUGGUGGGGGUGGGGCCUGGUGGUACCUCGGCGAUAAUGCCUGUGUUUCUCCCCCACCUGCCCCUGGAGCUGGAGAAUGCCCUUUAUUCUGGGGGAUGAGUGGGAGAAGACCCGAGCCUCCUCUCUCACUGCCCCUGCUGCACGGCCCUGCAGUGCUCCCUCCCCGCUCUGGAGUUAUAGGCACAUAUAUGCAGCCAGGCAAUCUCAGCCCUACACACACUCACUGUCCCCCAUGGCUCAGAGGCAGAGUGAUGGUGGCAUGGUGGCAGUGGUGGGUGCUGUGGGGAGGCCAGUGCCAGCCUCCUCCUGAGGAUCCCGCUCGGACUGUAAGGAUGAGGCCAGUGCUGCCCAGGGCGUCUCCAGGAUCUGCAGGUGUCUGCCCCCCAGUCUUCCCUCCCUCCCAAGCCAGGGGUGGCACAGGACACUAGCUCCCUGGAGUUCAGGACCCAACACAAGCACAAGCAUGGGCAUAAGUUGGCCUUGGCCACUGCCACCCUAUAGCCCUUCUUUUGUGCUUCGAGUGGCAUUCACAAACCCCAACCCUGUCCCCAGCACCUGCUGCUCAUUCAAACUCCUGUCUGUGUCUCUUCACCUGCCUCCCAUCAGCCAAGCUGGCCCCUGGGCAUCAGAGCAGCAUGCCCCGGACACCAGAGGGACAGACACACCCAUAGCAUGUCUGGCUUUCCUGGUGGGUCCAGGCUUACUCCACUCCUGAUUUCCCCAUCCCCUGGGGUUCCUCCCCGCCUUAUUCCUGUGCACACACCUCUCUACCUUCCCUCACCCUGCCUCGGAUUCUCCCCAUCACACAGGGAUGGGGUUGUAUUUGUGGGGUUUCACCCAUUAUUAAUAAAACCUAUAUUUAUACAGUG